This is a messenger RNA of Exaiptasia diaphana, 482 nucleotides long. RefSeq names its product coagulation factor X. The transcript has 4 exons. Gene Ontology annotation, molecular function: calcium ion binding. The coding region runs from base 86 to 340 and encodes 84 amino acids. Gene Ontology annotation, cellular component: extracellular region. Lineage: Eukaryota; Metazoa; Cnidaria; Anthozoa; Actiniaria; Aiptasiidae. The record is from RefSeq and is a predicted model, not a curated record.
UCUGUUGGUGAUCAGUUGUAUAGCAACAACGCUACCUGCAGUUAUCAAGAAAUACCGGGCAAACAUUGAGGAAGAAGUAGAAGCGAUGAAGAACUUUAUUGCUGCACUUUUGCUUUUAUCUUUUGCUAUUGUGGCCUUGACUUUCAAGCCAGACAGCGAUGAUAUUCGUUUAUCGUCMAACCAAGCAAAUCAUUUCAUGAAAAGGCUUAAAAUUGCAAAGAGAGAUCUCUAUCAUGAAUGUUACGUGGAGGAAUACUGUACCUGGGAAGAAGUAAAAGAGGUCAAAGGAGGAGGGGAAGAUGGCAAAGAGUACUUUAAUUCGUAUAAAAGUGGAAAAUAGGAAGAAGAAAAUGGGUGUUUCAAAGCCAACAGAGAGAGCCUCAUCAAGCCUUAUACUGUAUUUUUACUUGUAUUACAAUAUGUUAGCAAUACCAUGAUAUGCAUGAAUGUGAUAAAUAAUAAAAAGAGCUGUUGUAAGAAUU